Messenger RNA from Lactuca sativa (garden lettuce), 5002 nucleotides. Its product is annotated as PHD-finger and DNA binding domain-containing protein. NCBI's taxonomy places the organism in Eukaryota, Viridiplantae, Streptophyta, Magnoliopsida, Asterales, Asteraceae. The record is from RefSeq and is a predicted model, not a curated record.
CUACUAUUCAAAGUUCUUGCAAACUAAAGACGAUGUUGAAGAAAAGGGAAAAGGGAAAAAGGGAAAAGGGGAAGGCCGUAGUUGUGUUGUAGUCCCCUUCUAAUCGGGGUACUCCACUCGAAUCGACUCGACACAGCAUAGCUAAAUUUGCGAUCUAGGCCAAAACGCUCACCUUUGCCCUUCCAAUUUCUCUAUUUAUCUACAAGAGAAGCUGUACAGGUAGUUAGUCGACUCAUGCAUUUCUAGAGAGAGAGAGAGAGUGAGAAAGUGGUUGAUGUUAAUCUAUUUCAAAUUCAAGUAAAGUACAAGGGAAGGGAAUUGUGCUCCGGUUGUUUUUACGACUUAUGAAGAUUUGUUGUUUGAAGAAAUGGAGUUUGUGGGGAGAACAGUGAGGAAAGAAUUCAAAGGAUUUGGGGUUUUCGCCGGAGUAGUGAAAUCAUACGAUUCCCCAUCUGGUUUUUUCGAAAUCGGCUAUGAAGAUGGUGAUUCUGAAGAAAUUGAUUUCUCCGAGUUGGCUGCUCUUUUGGAAGUAGAUGGAGUUGUUAUGGAGCAUUCUCCAUCUCUGGUGACUAAGAAAUCAUCUAGGGUUGGGAAAAGACCUAAAAAAAGGCGUAGGGUUCUUGGCUCUUCAAAUUCAGGUAAUGAAAACGAUUUUUCUUCUUCUUCUUCUGGUAAUGCAGUUGUAGCUGAUGAUAAUAAUUUGGAUUCUGUUGAAGGGGAAUCGAAGAGCGAAGGUAAUCUUGCUAAGAAUUUGACUAAAAAACUGGACUUUAGCAGUAACGAUAAUAACGAUGCUAGUACUAAUGGUGAGAAUUUGACUCCUAAAGAUGUUGGUUUGAAUGUAAACUCCGGGAUGCAUGAUUUGGAUAACAAUGGGAUGCGAAAUGAUAAUUUGGAUUUGAAUAAUGAAAAUGAUCAGGAAUCAAAAUCGAAAGACUUGGGGGAUGAUUCUGUUAAGAAAGAACAGAUUUUUGACUUGAAUAUGGACUUAGACUACCCUGAAAACAAGAACCAAGACAUUGAUCUUGGUCGCUAUGUAAAGGGAGCAAAUUCUGGUGGAAAUGAAACAACUAAUCUUUCUAGUACUGAUCAUCAUGGAACUUUGGAAUCUGGGAAAACAAGAGGUGGAAAGAGAAGAAAGCUUAUGGAUUCUCCAAAAAUGGCUGCAGAAAGUGCCUUAAGAAGGAGUGCUCGAAGGCGAGCUAAGUUUUCUAAUGAAGUUCGUGAAUCAAGCUCCAUUAAAAUUGAAGGUGAUGAACAUACAUUGCCAUUACCAUCUCCAGUUAUAAGUGCAGUUUCAGAGGAACAUCCUGCAAUCUCUGUAUCUGAAGAAUCUGAACAACCUGUUAUUCUUCCCUCAAAGCUUGAGUUACCUCCAUCUACAGGAAAUGUGAAUCUUGAUGGCCUUCCACUAUUUGAUCUUUUCUCUGUUUAUACUUUCCUGAGGUCAUUUAGUACAAUAUUAUUCUUAAGCCCAUUUGAAUUCUGGGAUUUUGUGGCAUCCAUUAGAAGCAAGUCUCCUACCUUAUUGAUUGAUUCUAUUCAUGUUUCUCUUUUACGAACUUUGAGGAAGCAUUUAGAGUUCCAACCAAUUGAGAAUUCAACAUCAGCUACCAAUUGCCUAAGGGAUCUUAACUGGGAUCUACUGGACUCAAUCACAUGGCCAAUCUUUAUGGUUGAAUAUCUACUCUUGAAACCCGAAUUUGAUCUUUCUCACUUGAAGUUGUUCAAGAACGAUUACUACAAACAACCCGAAUCUUUAAAGCUAAAAGUAUUGCAUUUCAUUUGUGAUGAUGUGGUAGAAAGUGAAGCUAUAACUUCAGAGCUUAAUAGAAGGACAAUAGGAAUAGAAUACAGUGACUUUGAUCAACCUACAAAGCUGCUUUCUAUAAAGAAACAUCAAUUUGGUCAGGUUGUUGAUGAAAAAGAAACAUCAGAUUGGAACUCUGAUGAAUGUUGCCUAUGUAAAAUGGAUGGGAACUUAAUAUGCUGUGAUGGUUGCCCUGCUGCUUUUCAUUCAAAGUGUGUAGGUAUAGCCACUAAUUUGUUGCCACCUGGCGAUUGGUUUUGCCCUGAGUGUGUUGUGGACAAGAAAAACUUUAGGAUUGAUGUGGUGAAGGCAAUUCGAGGAGCAGAGUUAUUGGGAGUUGAUCCACAUGGAAGAUUUUAUUAUAGUACCUGUGGUUACAUUUUGGUGUCAGAUAAUUGUGAUGCUGAGUCAUUUCAUUACUAUGAUAUGAACAAUUUGACUCCUUUGAUCAAUGCACUUGAAUUAUCAGACACUCCUUAUGAAACCAUAUCAACUGCUAUCACCAACCACCUGCAUUCAUACGAGAAACUUCAUGGAACAACUUUCCAAAGAAUUGCAAAUGACGAUAAUACCCUCACUGAAAAAAACUCCUCAAUUUCAGGGGAUCAAGAUUCCGACUUAGAAAUAGAUUAUUUGAACUUAUACAGCUUUGCUAGAGUUGCUUCAUCAGUUGUGGGAGAAUGGACCAGAAAGCCCUCAGAAAAAGCCCCUCAAACGCCUUCAAAAUCACUUGAGGAACUGAUUUCAAUACAAAUGAAAUCAAUCUCCAAGACUUCGGUUGACUUUUGUUGGUCAAAUAUCAGGAAUUUGAGUGUGGAUGCUAGGAAAGAGAAAUGUGGGUGGUGUCUUGCUUGCAAGUUUCCUACUGAUGAUGGGAAUUGUUUGUUCUUUGCAAAUAAUGCUGCUUUUUUGGAGAGUUUUACAAGUGAUGUGAUGGGUUUUGAUUCAAAAAUUAGCAGAAAAGAUCGACUUGUUGAUGUCAUGUGUCAUAUUCUAUGCAUUGAAGAUCGGUUGCAUGGUCUUCUUUUGGGUCCUUGGCUUAAUCCUCAUUUCCCAAAACUUUAUAGGAAAACUUUUCUUCAGGCUUCUCAUAUUGCUCCUGUUAAACGCCUCUUGCUCAUGUUAGAGUUGAAUAUUCGGCCACGUGUACUUUCAGAUGAGUGGCUGAAACAUGUGGAUUCAGUGGUGACAGUGGGGUCCGCUUCUCAUAUUGUGACAUCUAAACCUCGUAUUCCUUCAAGAAACACAAUUGGAAGAAAAAAAUCACAGUUUUUGGAUUCAGAACCCCAUUCUUCUAAAAAUGCAGCAAGUGGAUUAGGUUUGUUUUGGUGGAGGGGUGGUAGGCUUACAAGAAAGCUUUUCAGCUGGAAGGUUUUGCCUCAUUCUUUGGCUUCCAAAGCUGCUCGACAAGGCGGAGGCAAGAAGAUUGAGGGUAUAUUAUAUCCUGAAAAUUCCGAUUUUCCAAAAAGAACAAAAGUCCUUGCCUGGCGUGCUUCUGUUGAGUCAGCUUUUACUGUUGAACAGCUUGCUCUUCAGAUUCGGGAACUUGAUGCAAACAUAAAAUGGGAAGAAAUUGAGAACACAAUUCAUCUUGCAAAAAUGGACAAAGACUCUUUAAAGUAUAUGAGAUCAUUUAAAAAAGCAAUAGUGAGACGAAAGUCUUCAGAAGGAGCUAUUGUGAAAUAUCUUUUGGAUUUUGGAAAAAGAAGAUUUAUACCUGAUACAGUUGUGAAACAUGGAUCUAAAGUUGAAGAGUCAUCAAAUGAAAGAAAAAAGUAUUGGGUGGAAGAGUCUUAUGUGCCUUUGUUUCUCUUAAAAGGUUUUGAAGAUAAAAGAAUUGCAUUAAAGUCCAAUAAAAUGAGCUCUAGUAAGCUUACUUUUCCAUUUAGUGGAAGAGUUUUCAAUUCCCCUAAAAAAGAUGUUUUCUCUUAUCUUUUUUCUAAAGCUGAACAAUCUAACACCCUUCCAUGUGGAUAUUGCAAUAAGGAUGUUGCUAUAAGAGAUGCAGUAAGCUGCCAACAUUGUGAAGGAUUCUUUCAUAAAACACAUGUGAGGAAGACAAGUGGAGGAAAAGGGGGAAAAUGCACGUAUGCAUGUCACAAUUGCAAUGUUGGGGACAUGAUAAAGGCGACACCCAAGAAGAAGAAAAAAAUAAAAUCCAAAAAGACGAAAAAGCCCCUAAAAGUAACGGAAAAAAGAGGCAAAGGAAAGCAAGUGGUAGUACCUCUACGACGAUCUUCUCGGAAGCCUAAAAUUGUUUCAUUCCAAAGCAAAAAAAACCCUAUGAAGAAAAAGAAAUCCAAAACUGGUGGUAGAAAAAAGAAGCUGAUGAAAUCGAUUAAUGAAGUGAUAAAACCCAAGGGUAAAAGAGGAAGACCAAGGAAAAUAAAAGAAAGUUUCCGGAAGAAGAGAUCACUUGUUUAUGCUACUUAUUGGCUCAAUGGUCUCCUUUUAUCCAGAAAACCCGAUGAUGAACGGGUUAUUGAUUUUAGGGCCCGGAAUCAUAUUCCGCCUUUUGAACGGUUGGAUUCCGUUGCUGAUCAACCCAAAUGUUGUCUUUGUCAGGAACUGGAAUUCAGAUCGUCAUUGAAUUAUGUUAGUUGUGUGACAUGCAAAGAUUGGUACCAUGGGGAUGCUUUUGGGCUUAGAGACGAACACAUAAGUGUCAUUAUCGGCUUUAAAUGCCAUAAAUGUCGUGAACGGGCCCCACCCAUCUGCCCCCACUUAAAUCCCGUAACCGAGUCGAAAUUGGUCACGGGACUGAGUCAGCAGACGGAAAACGGGGCCGAGUCAGGUGUGAUGUGUGAUCAGGGUAAGGGUAUUUUGGGAAAGGAAAGUUUGGUGAAUGGUGAUUUAGUGAUGGCGAAUGGAUUUGUGGAUGCAAUGGAGGUGGUUGAAGAGGAUGGAAUUGGAAAUGGAAUGUGAGGUUUGGUAGAUAACUGAGAUUAGUCUAAUAAUAGAUUAGGAUUUAACCUCCGAUUGAUAUGUUGGCUAAUGAAAUGAUUUGACGUGGUUGAUUUAUUAACAGUAUUCUUCCAUUUCCAUCGAGUUUGUGGAAAAACACCAAGUGAUUGAUUAGACAAGGAUAUGGUUACUGUAGUAGUUGACAUCGUAUUCCAUUAGAGAUUCGAAAUCCAUGGGAUUUGGUUGGAAUUGGAAUUGGAAUUUAAUUCAGUUUCGUUUCAUUUUGGA